Phasianus colchicus (ring-necked pheasant) is the source of this 7555-nucleotide messenger RNA. RefSeq names its product BCL2 antagonist/killer 1 (gene BAK1). Gene Ontology annotation, molecular function: porin activity; BH domain binding. The record is from RefSeq and is a predicted model, not a curated record. Gene Ontology annotation, biological process: regulation of apoptotic process; release of cytochrome c from mitochondria; extrinsic apoptotic signaling pathway in absence of ligand. NCBI's taxonomy places the organism in Eukaryota, Metazoa, Chordata, Aves, Galliformes, Phasianidae. Gene Ontology annotation, cellular component: mitochondrial outer membrane.
ACCCCCCGGUGCCCCCACCCCGAGGUGAUGCGCUUUUCCACGCCGCAGGGCCGGGCCGGGCGGUGCCGAUCGCUCCGUGAGCCAGAGGAGGGGGAGGUGCGGAGGGGGUCCGGGGGUGCAGCGGGAUCGGGGUGGGGGGUGAGCAGAGCCGCGGGGGUUACAGCGCACAGAGCGCCGCAGCGAGAGCCGGGCCGGGGCUGGGGGUAUCGCUCCGCGCCGAGUUUUGUCCCGAAGAGCAAAUAUUGCCUCUUUCCGUGAUAUUUCCUCCUGGUCUGGGGGGAUCGUUGUUGUUUUUUCCCCUUCCCUCGUGAGGCCGCGGAGGUGACAGCCCCCUCCCCAUCCCCCACGGCAUCUCCGCACUGCGCGGUUGGGACCGGGCGGCCCGGUGGGGAGAAGGGCAGAGCCGGGAUGAGCACCGUGGCGAUGUCCGUCUGUCCGUCCCCACGUCUGUCCCCGCUCCGGUCGUGACUUCAGCGCGGACAUCGCACGUGGGGCUGCGCGCUUCCUGCCUGCAGUGCCGGGACGUGGGGGGGGCGGUGGGGGCUCGAGGGCCGAACUCUGAGCCGGGGGUGGGGGGGCCACAAAUCGGGACAAACUCUUCUGUUUCGCUCGCCUGGGUCAGGCUGGGAGGAGCAGGACCAGCUCUGACCGUGCAGGGCCGUUGGUGGGGCACAGGAGUCCCGUGUGUGCACGCUUUGCAUCCUGUGUGGCUCCGUGCACGGGCUGGGGACCAGGCCUGUGAAAUGCUCAUCCCAGAGGAUGCUCCAUUCAUUUCCCAGAACAGGAUCAAGCCGGGGGGGGGGGGGGGGGGGGGGGGGGGGGGAGUGCUGUGCCCCAUAACCAGGCCUGUUCACAGGGCCCAGCCUGUUAUCCUUCCCCCCUCCAGCCCCAGGCUGUUCCCAGCAUCUUCCUGGCGUCCAGGAAUUCUCCUUUGGAGAAAAGCUGGGAGAAGUUGAGUGAUGAGUAUGUCAUGGGGGCACGCAGGAUGUGUGUCAGAGACCUUUAAGCAAAGGGGACGAGAGUAAAAUGAGAAACAGUUGAGGCAAAGGUCUUUUUUAUGAGGGAAGCCUGCAGGAAGGCUGAUUCUUUGCCUGCUAUGUGCUUGUUAAUAAAGAUAAGAUCCCCGUGCCGUGGCAGAAGGGUUGCUAAAUCCACAGCCUAGGUGCUAGCUGCGUCUUUUAACCCUUUUAACACUGCAAGUGCAAAAAGCUGGGGUGGAGAUGAGUCUUUGAGCAGCUGCUGAGUUAUACACUGCUGGUAGUGACCUGCAGCUCCCAGCCCUGCACAGCCUUCAUUUUGGGCAGCCUUGGGCUGUCUUUGAGUAUGUGAGUGUCAUAUCCUCCUGUACACCCCUUCUGGAAUGGCAUUCCCGUAACAAAAAAGGGAAUGGGGCAAACCAAAGGGAUGCUGGGCCAGGAUGCAGGUGACAUAAAGGCUGCAGUGCCUUUGGUACCGGAGGGGCUGAGCUGUGCCCCCAGCAGACACACAGUGAACUGCCAUGGGCAUUCCUGUGCUUUGCAGGAGUGUCGGGGAUGAGUUUUGGGGAUGGGUUGCACUGUGCACAGUGCGUGAGGACGCACGGAUACGUGCAAAAGGGCCACAGUGCCCCACAGUGCAAGAGAGGAAAGUGCUGCAAGGACCUAUCUUGAGAAGGAAACUGAAAAUGAAAGUUCCACUUAAGUGAUGGCCUAGUUGCAGCUUGCCACAUUUGCUUCCUAAGGGUUUGGCAGACAGCAAGUGAGGAAUCACAUGAGUCAGCUGCUCGCAGGCACUGCAUGCCAGUGCUCACCAGACCUCCUGCAGGUUGAGCUGUCAGAGUCACCCCAGAAAUUCCAUGCUGGGGAAUUCCCCACGUUGCUGCUGAGCUCUGGGCUGGGGGCAGUGGUCUGAGGUGAAACACAACCAGCUGCAUCAAUAGGCUGUGCUGUAGGUGUGCUGGAGCAGUUGGUCUCUUUGCUGGAUGUGUCCACAGCCGGCACUGCGCUGGCAGUGUGAGGCACAGAAGGAAUUCAUCCCAUUUUGGUUAUCCACGAGCUAACAGAACUGCUGCCAGGCUGUUCCUUGGAGCCUUCAGAUGAAAGGUGAGCUGUGAUUUUAGCCUUGCUGGGCAUUGCAUCUCCUGGAGCUGCCCUACACAGCCCUUCCCUGAGCAGGGAGCAGGGAGAGGAGCGGCCCCAGGACCCAGCUCUGCUCCCACCCCAUGGACCCCACUGCUGAUCCUCAGCAUACUCUCAGCUUUUCCCUGGAUGGGGAUGUUUGAGGUUGGGGAGGAAAAGGGAAAUCCUGUCCCUGUAGGCGUGUAGGAAAAAACAGCCCCUCCAUCUGUGUGCCAGCGGGGCUCAGAGUCCCUGAAUGCAGCAAUAUGUGAGAGCUUGCUGAGCUGGUUUGCAUUUCCAGGCUCCCAUCCCCACCCUGGAUGCACUUCACACUCUGGUUUAUGAUCUCAAUUUGUGUUGGCUUUUUUUUUUUUCCUUCUGCAUAAUCUUUAUCUGUGAGCUUGGACUGGGUGUUGCACCUCUGACCUUGCCAUAGGUGGUUGUUUUCCUGUAACCAGCACUUAAAUUUUGCCAGGGCUUGCUUUAAACUGGGUGCAAAUGGGUCUCUGUGAAUUUCAAGCUGGUGCAAAGCAGGAAACCCACCAGCUCAGCCCUGCCUGAGCUCUGGCCUCAGAACAUGUACUGGCAUGCUGAACAAAAGGCGAGCAGCCGCAGGGAUCCAGCCCUGACUUAGGCAGGUGGCCCCACUUCCUUCCCUGCAGAAAGCAGGGCUGACGUCAGCCGAGCAGCGGGCAGCAGAGCAGCAGAUGAGCGGUUUGCAGAGCCCUCAGCACAGGUCCUGCUGAGUCCCACAGCAUCUCUGCAAUGGAAGGGAAUGAGGGGGACCCACCCAGGGCCCACGGACGCCGGGGCAGCAAUGGGCGCAGGCCGUCACGAGAGACUGAUUCAGAGGACCAGGUGGCCCAGCAGACCGAGGAGGUGUUCCGGAGCUACACCUUCUACCGCUACCAGCAGGAGAGAGAGGAGGGAGGGGAGGAGGUGCCCAUGGACCCAGAGAUCAUGGAGAUCCAGCAGGAGCUGGGCAGCACCGGGAGCCAGGUGGGCAGGCGCCUGGCCAUCAUUGGGGACGACAUCAACAAGCGGUACGACGCGGAGUUCCGCCAUAUGCUGAAGUCAUUGCAGCCCACCAAGGAGAAUGCCUACGAGUACUUCACCACCAUAGCCUCCAGCUUGUUCGAGAGCGGCAUUAACUGGGGCCGGGUGAUCGCACUGCUGGGCUUCGGUUACUGCAUGGCCAUCCACGUCUACCAGCACGGCAUCACGGGUUUCCUGCGCCGCAUCGCCCGCUACGUCACCGACUUCAUGCUGCGCAACCGCAUCGCGCGGUGGAUCGCCCAGCAGGGAGGAUGGGUGGCUGCACUCGAUCUGGACAAUGUUUACAUGAAGUACAUGCUGGCGGUGCUGGCCCUGGUGAUGGUGGGGCAUUUAGUGGUACGACGCUUCUUCAGGCCCUGACCGCCGUGGGGUGGAGGCGGGGGUCCCGCCGAGCUCUCUCUCAAACCUCUGCUCCGCGGUGACAUCUCACAGGAGAGGGGCAUUCAAGGGACCUCUGAGAGAGAGAGCAGCGUGGACCCUUGAGCCUCCCACUGCAGGACACGGGGCCUGUGCUGCCCAGGAGAUGCCACUGGGAGCUGCAGAGGGGAGGAGAGGGGUCGGCUCUGCUGUCUGCUUUGUGCCUUGCUGGGCUGCCAAGGGCAGGGCAGCGCUGUGACCUCGUGGUACACAGCAGUGAGGCAGCAGAUCAGGCUGCUCUGCAGGAACCAACGCAUUGCCGUGAGAGCGCACCUAUCCGUGUGUGCUGUGUCUGCUCUGUGCUGUUCUUAAUGUGCUCCUGGGGUGGGUGCAAAGCUCCCCGUGGCUGAUGGCUCCAUCCCCCACUGUGCCUGUAUUUGAAGAGGGAUUCCAACCUCAGUUGUGUUGUCUGUAAGUCACUGGAGGGGCGAGCCAGCAUUAGAAAGUGUGGGGUUUGCUUUCGUCUUCCCCUGCUCCUGAGCCCAAGUACUUGAGCCUUCUCUUUCUUUAUAACAAGCAUCCCUUACCUUCUUUAAGAACCAUGCUGGCUACCUGACAGUGGGAACACACCUGGCACCAGCAGGCUGCCCAUGCUCAACCCACAUUGCAGCUCCCCAGGGCUGACACAGGUCCUGGGGUGCAGCUGUGCCUCAUUGCCUGCUCCCCAGCCCCACUGUGAGCCCCAGAGCUGUGUGCCAGCAGGCCUAGGGAGCACCAAUGGUUUUCCAAACACUAAAAAGCUGUGGGGCAGCUUGCAGUGGGUGCAAGCAGCCUGCUUCCUCCCGUUCUGCUGGCUGCUUCUAUCCAGCACACUUGCACGCUGCCCAUUGGGUGUCCCUCACUGCCAGUAGGAGGCACUGGGGUUGCACCACCGUGUCCCUGCUCCCACUGUAGGAGCCAGGCUGGAGGUGCAGAGAACCCAGGGCACGUCUGAGCUGGGCAUGGCACGCAGCCCUGUGCAUGCAUGGCUUCUUUGGCGAGUGGCCCGACCUUGUUCUGUUCGUGGCUGAUGCUUGAAGAUGAGCUUUAGAGGGGGGAGGGCAGCUGGCUCCUCUCGCCCAUCUCAGAUCUUUCUGACUUUUGCAAAAUAGGGAGAGCAUCCCAGCACAUCCCAGCACGGACUGCCCGGUUCAGCUCUGUUCCUUUUACUCCAGGCGACUCUUUAAGGAUUGAAACUGUGAUGGCCUUCUCUGAGCCAAACCCACCCCGUACCAGCAUCACACUCUCCCAGGGCAGCUCAGCAGGAGCCCUGCGAUGAGCAGUGGGGCUGUGCUGGGACUCCUCCUGCUGCAGGGGGAUCCCUGUGGGGCUGCACCCUUACAGACAGCAGCAGCACAACCUUGAAAAGCCUUCAUGGGAGCCAGGGAGCGAAUGGUGGGCCCAGGGCAGCCCUCCUGUCCCCCCAACAGAGGCAUUUCCUAACGGAUGCCUGUCUGUCCUGUUUGUAAAACCUUCCACUAUCACCUCCCUGCAUCGAUUCUUACCCUUGUCUUCAGAUUUGUCCUCAGUGUCUUGGGAGUGCUCUGCCCCAGCACAGAGGACACCUGGCAGCCUUGCAGGACUGGCCAUAAUUUUAUACCACUGAUGUUCCUCAGGUUCCUGUGUUUUAAUGAAACUUUUCAGCCUCUUUCUGUAUCAGGGUCUUCCCAUGCUCAUCACUCCAUCCCCAUGUCUGCAAUAUCCCUGCCCCUGGCAGAGUGCCCUAAACUGCACUCACUGGAAGGACAUUAAAAUAUUUGCUAUAUUCCUCUUUAUCUAUCUCUCUUGGUUGCUUUCCUUGUAAUCCUGAAGUGCUGAGUGUCUGCAGUGCACUGUGCCCAGGCUUUGCAGCCGUGCAGAUGCUCUGUAGUCCAUUUGUCCCCUUUGCAAGUGCACUUCUUUGCAUUUAACCACGCAGCUUCAUCUGCCAUCGUGUCACUGCUCCACUGCCUCGAGCAGAGCUUGACUUUCCCUGACUGGUGGGAGCACAGACAGCCUGCAGGUCCCCAUCCCCACCCUCAUUUCUGGGUGAGAACACCACCAGAUGGAGCUUCUCUGCCGCUGUGAACUACUAAUUGCUAUUUUCCUUUUCUCUCAAUCAACCCCGUUAUCUGCAUGCCCCGCUGCUCUCGCUGGCUGCUUUGCUUUGGUUCCAGCAGGACUUUUUGCAGAGGGCCUCGGGAAAAAACAGUUCAUGGUCUGCUCAUUACGUUGUUCACUACUUUACCAACACACUGUGGGAACUCUAAGGGAGCACUGUGCUCAUACAAACAGCUCUAAGUUAUCCUCAUCUUCCUGAGGUGCUUCACCUUCUGAACCCAAUUCAGAUGUAAGGCCAGGGGAUGUUAAAUAAAGGACACUUUUCAGCUCUAUGGUAGAUGAUCAAGCCUUGAUGCAGUCUGUGAUACCAGAACUGAGAAGGGACUUUUUAACCUCGGUGCUGAACAAAGGGAAGUUUCCAUUCUUAGCCAUUUAUUUUUCUCUCAGGGGAUUAAAGGGAGGACUGCCUCACGAUGUCAGCACGUUGCCUCCCUCUGCUCUCGUCUCUCCUUGCCUUCCUCACCUCCGGCACCCAGCAGAGAAAGGCUUGGACUGGGAGCACUGCUGGGUGCUGCUCUGUAGCGCUGUGUCCUGUUGCUGGGUGCCAGCAAGCACUGCUGGGUGCUCAGCUGGGAGUCUGACAUGCAGCAGAGGAACUGCUGGGCUCCUGCAGGUUCUCAGGAUAACUCCAGCUGAAGGGCUGGGUCAGCACGUUUAGUGCUGAGGAAUCAUUUUAAGCAGCAUAAGCUUUGUUUAACCAGCCACAGGUGGCACCUUGCAUUGUGGAAAGUGGAUGCUCCUUCUGUCACCUUCCCAGCUGCUGUGGUGCUAUGGGGUAUGGCUGCCACAUUUUGCCUUCCUCCCCUGGUGGGUGGGAAAUGAAAGCAGAAGGUGAGAAUGCUCUGCUGUGGCCUUUCAUAAGGAGAGGGUUGUUCACCUGGGCACGGCAGUUGGAAGGAAAGAGUGUGAGCGAAGUGACUGAAUCACUUUGGGGUUUGGUGGGCAGGGAUGCUGCUUGUCAGCAGCCCAUGCUGGGCCUGCAUUUCAGGUAGGAGCAGCUCUGAUGCUCAGCGCUCAGCACUCAGCAGUGGCAGUGCCUGGUUUGCUUGCCCUGCACUGUGCAGAAGCCAAAUGCUGCAUCCCCUCUGCAGACAGACCCUGAUCUGUGGGGUGGGAUGGCUGCAGUCACUGCAGGAGGAGCUGCGCCCCAGGGCUUGCAGAGAGAGGUGCUGAGUCCCUGCAUGGGGAGGAUGUAGGGAGGAAAAGGGGUUCUUCUGGUGAGGGGCUCUUUGUGCCUAGAAGAGGUGCCAAGGAAGCACAGCCCAGGCAGAAAACUGUGUUCAAGCAGAAGCGUGUGUUUGGGGCUGGGAUUUCAUCCAGGUUAUAAUGGGUCUGUAACAAGGGGGUGAGAGGGUGAACGAAGAACAUCUCUCUGGCUGAGUACCUGAAGGCAUGGCAGGCUGCCCACCACCCUGGUUUUCCCUGCUGGAUGGAGGAGGCUGCUUUCAGCUUUGCUGGUCAGCUCCCCCAGCCCUGCACUGAGCCACAACCCCCACCCAGCCCUCCCACCCCAGAGAGCAUCCUUGGUGCUUGGGGCCGGUUCACCCUCCUGCAGAACACACCACAUACUUGAAGCACACGGUGCUCCUCACAGCUCGCUCCCCAGUUCCUUUUCCCAUCCCUGCAGAAAGCCCUGCUCUCUCCCAGCACAGCAGGGCACACCAUGGACCAACGAAGCGUGCCUUGCACUGGAGGCAUCCCCUCUGGCAGCAGGAGGGGAGGAAGGAGCAGGCAGGGUCUGUGGUGAGUUGGGGAAGGGGCUGCCUGCAGACACAGAGGCUGCAUGGGACACGGCGGGUUUGCUUUUACCACAAAAUCCUUUCCUUUCACAAAUAUUCUGUUUUAAAGUGAUGUAAUAUAUAUAUAUAUAUUUGAAAAUAAAAUGGUACACACAGUGCAAACUCCUU